CCGCAGUUCCUCGACGACCCGGGGCUGAAGAACGACAUCCGUAACAAGCCGGUGCAGCUCCCACUGGCCCACUCAGGCUGGCUCUUCAAGGAGGAGCCCACAGAGCAGGAGGAUGCCCAGCCCUGGCUGCCCGGUCCCAAGGAGGAGAAGAUGGAGCUGGACCCGCCGGCGGUGAAAGUGAAAGAAGAGCUGUGCGAUGAGGACCCCCUACCCAAACCGCCCCAAACCAAGGGACCCCCUGGUUUCCCCCGGGACGUCUCGGUGGCCGAGCUGCUGCAGCGGCUGAGCCUCUCGGCCGAGGAGGAGCUGCUGUUCCUGCAGCUGCCUGACACCCUGCCCGGCCAGCCCCCCACCCAGGACACCAAACCCAUCAAGACCGAGCUGCAGAACGAGGACGGGCAGGUGCUGGUGGUGAAGCAGGAGAAGAGCCAGGAGGCGAGGCAGGCGGAGAAUACCUGCACCCUGGCCGACCUCCCCGAGGGGCAGGUGGGGAAGCUGCUGGUCCGCAAAUCGGGGAAGGUGCAACUGGUGCUGGGCAAAGUGACCCUGGAUGUGACCAUGGGGACCCCCUGCUCCUUUCUGCAGGAGUUGGUGUCCGUUGGCAUUGGGGACAACCGCACGGGCGAGAUGAUCGUCCUGGGCCAUGUCAAGCACAAGCUGGUUUGUUCCCCGGAUUUUGAGGCGCUGCUGGAGCACCGGCACCGGUAG
This is a messenger RNA of Mesitornis unicolor (brown roatelo), 708 nucleotides long. It is a transcript of the gene POLR3D, whose product is annotated as polymerase (RNA) III (DNA directed) polypeptide D, 44kDa. The transcript has 4 exons. The annotation marks the transcript as partial. NCBI's taxonomy places the organism in Eukaryota, Metazoa, Chordata, Aves, Mesitornithiformes, Mesitornithidae. Gene Ontology annotation, molecular function: DNA binding. The record is from RefSeq and is a predicted model, not a curated record. Gene Ontology annotation, biological process: transcription by RNA polymerase III. Gene Ontology annotation, cellular component: RNA polymerase III complex.